CGCAACAUCUUUGACAAAGAAUUAAAGUUUACAAAUAUUGUAGGGUGUGGUAUGAGUUGUUGAAGUGAAAGUAAGGUAUCAAUAUGUGGAUUUUGGAAAGACUUCCCAUAGGUCUUGGCAUCAUAUUGUUAUUUGUCGUUUACGGUGAAAGUCUUGAAUGUUAUGUGUGCACAUCACAGGAGACAAAUGGAGAGAAGUGCCUCAACACCAUAAAGACUUGUGAACAAGGAGAGGAUGUGUGUCUGACAGAGAUAAAGUGGGGAAGUACUCCUUACUGGUCUCAGGGAGCACAGAAGCAGUAUUAUGUUUCAAAGAGAUGCUCAACGAAGUCAGCAUGUGAAAAGAUUAGAAGCAAGAAUAUGCCAUACUGCACUCACAUCUGGUAUCAGGAUUGGAGGUGUGCUGAAUGUUGUCAGGGUGACCGUUGCAAUUUCUAUGUGUUUCUGAGUGGAAGCACAGCUCGUUCAAGUUUGUUUGUGGUGCUUGCUUCAGUUUCUGUCAUUUUGGCUGUUGGCAGAUUUCUUCAGUAGAAAUGAUUUGGAAAUGAAAUUUCCUUCAUUAUACCGUCCAGCAGUAAUUUGCCUCUCAUUUUUAGCUCCGGAGUUGUGCUAAUUUUAAAGUAGUAUUCGAGGUUCAGCAAACAUUGUAUCUAAGAAAACCUUUGAAUGCAUAUUUUACAUUUUAGGAAACAUUUUUGGAGGAGUAAUAUUCUAUUUUGAUUAUAAAUGUUAUUGUUGCCUUUGACAUGUAAUCUGUCGAAUAUUAUAGUUAUUUGGUACUGUAAGAUAAAUAUUUUUACCAAUGACAGACUUUUCAUUGUUAAUAACUUUACAGAUCUGCUAAGUAAAUAACUGUAUUUUUACUAAUAUGGAAGUUUUUCGAAAGAAUGUGGAACAGUAAAAUGUAUUGCUUGAAACUGAAAGAAGGAGGGAGGGCGGGGGUAGGGGUAGGAAAGAAUGAAAGAAAGAAAGAAAGAGAUUGUCACAUGUGAGGAAAAAUUGUGAAGUAAAUUGUGAAUUUGUAUGUUGCUGUUUGAAUUUUGCUUGUUGUAAUUUAUAGGCACAAAAUAUCAUUUUGUACAACUCCUUUUACAUAAGAUAAAAUGCAGUAUUAUAUUUAUGAAGAUAAAAACUGUAAUUUUAGACACAAUUACAUUCAACAGUGACACAUAACUUAAAAGAAAAUACAGGUAAACAAACUCACCUUUGUUUAUCUGCACUUGUUAGAUUUUAAUGGAGUCGCCCAAUACAUUAUGCGUAACCUGACCAAACACAGUGUACCAAUAAUGAGGGUAGCACUGUAUUUUGGGAGGAAGGAAACAGCUGAAGCUGAUCAUGUUCUCAGGGAAAGUGGAAAACAAAUCUGUAAAUGUAGCUUUUACAAGUGAUAAAAAGCUCACUGUUGGGGAAAGAAUUUGGAAAAGUAAGGGGUAGAUACUCUCAGGGUACCAGAUCUCAGAUAUGUUCAUAAUAGCAAAAUUUCAGUCCAGUUCAUAGUUUGCCCAGGCUAUACUUUUAUUAUGGUAUAUGACUAGUAUCAUUUGCAAAUUGGUACAGUUUAAACUUGCUAGUGUUGUAGCUAUAAGUUAAGAUUUUUGAUUGAGUAUUUAAUUUCUUCUACUCUGAUAUUGUGUAGAUUAAUUAAAUAAUCUACUUAAAAGUGCUGAAAAUGACUAUGACUGACUGUGGUUCAUUCCUGGACACUCAUGUUAUUAAUUGUACAACGUGCACAUUUUGUAUAAGAUUUCAUUGAAGAAGGUUAUAAUAUUAAAAGCAGCAUACUUGCCUUUGGUAGUAGCUGUUGUAUGAUAAAUAGUAAAACUAUAGAGUGAGUGCUGGAUUUCAAAAUUCACUUUCUUGGGAACCACAAUGAAAAGAGGAGGUGGAAAAACUUUUUGAAGAAUGAAUAAGAUCAAAUAAUGUUGAACAAAAUACUCUAUA
Molecule: messenger RNA, 1940 nt
Organism: Schistocerca serialis cubense
Lineage: Eukaryota; Metazoa; Arthropoda; Insecta; Orthoptera; Acrididae
Exons: 4
Coding region: 84-530 (148 amino acids)
Source: RefSeq, a predicted model, not a curated record